AUCUAGUGAUUGCCAUUUUGCUAUAAUAUUUAAUAAACGAUAGAUAAUGAUAUUCUCCCAGUCAAACGGUGAUGUGUUUAAGCGGUGAGAGAUGAGAACCAAUGAGAGUGAGGUUAACACAGUGUUGUAUGACGUCGUGAGAUGCACCAGUAAGCUCACCUCUCACAUAACCUCUCGUCCUGCCACGCUGUUUUAUGUCUGUGGAAGCGACCAGCCACCAGUCUGGAUUUUAUUUGGGAAAAACUUCAUAUAUUUAGAACGCAAAACAUGCCACGUUCACGGCGUCAUCGUUCAAGCACUGAACGUAGCCGCAGCCGCACCAGGGAUCGGGAUCGAGACCGAAGACGGAGGCGGUUGGAGGAUUCACAGAGUUACUCAUCGAAACAUCGUAGUAGAUCAUCGCGCACUAGAGGGUAUGCCAGAAUUCCAUCACGUUCAUUGCCACUUGUAGACGUGAGUGCUAUAACUGGUUCUGUAUAUUUUCAUUUGUGUAUUAUAUGUUAUAUACUAUGAUUAUGUCACAUCCUGGGAUUCUUGACUACUAUAAUCGUAUAGCUGUAGUAUUUGUAAGUAUUGAGCUUCGCUUGUGGAAGGCCAUACUGAGUGUGUUUCAUCCUCAUUGAUAA
Cherax quadricarinatus is the source of this 626-nucleotide messenger RNA. RefSeq names its product serine/arginine-rich splicing factor 5-like. Lineage: Eukaryota; Metazoa; Arthropoda; Malacostraca; Decapoda; Parastacidae. The record is from RefSeq and is a predicted model, not a curated record.